Molecule: messenger RNA, 3829 nt
Organism: Engraulis encrasicolus (European anchovy)
Lineage: Eukaryota; Metazoa; Chordata; Actinopteri; Clupeiformes; Engraulidae
Product: NACHT, LRR and PYD domains-containing protein 3-like
Exons: 10
Coding region: 54-3194 (1046 amino acids)
Biological process (GO): intracellular signal transduction
Molecular function (GO): protein binding
Source: RefSeq, a predicted model, not a curated record
UGCUUGAGACAAAGAUCAUCACAUUUGUGAAGAAUGAGCUGCAAAGAUUUAAGAUGAUUCUUAGUCCAGAUUACCAAGAAGACUUCAAGAGAAAAGAUGAGGAUGAGAGUGAUGCCAGAGAAGGAGCUCUCAAGAUGGCACUACACUUCCUAUGGGAAAUGGAGAGAAUGGAUCUCGCUGACAAACUGGAAGAACAUGAGCUGGAUGUACUUUGUCGGGCUGAAUUGAAAAUACAUCUCAAGAACAAGUACCAGAGUGUGUUUGAAGGAAUUCCCAUGCAAGGAAACUCUGCAUUGCUCGACAAGAUCUACACAGAGAUCUACAUCACAGACGGAGGAAGUGGAAAAGUAAAUGUGGAGCAUGAAGUCAGGCAGAUUGAGUCCAUAUCCAAAAGACCAGUUGGAAAGGAAAGACAAAUCAAAUGCAGUGACAUAUUCAAGCCUUUACCUGGUCAAGACAAACCAAGCAGAAGAGUUAUGACAAAGGGGGUAGCUGGCAUUGGUAAAACCAUCUCGAUUCAGAAGUUCAUUCUGGACUGGGCUGAGGGAAAAGACAACAAAGACAUCCAUUUUAUAUUCCCAUUGCCUUUUAGGGAGCUCAACCUCAUGAGAGGCACACCACUCUCUUUGAUGGGUCUUCUUCACCACUUCUUUCCAGAGCUGAAGCAGUUAACCUUUGACUGUCAAGAGAAGUAUAAAUUAUUGUUCAUCUUUGACGGUCUGGAUGAAUGUCGACUUCAACUAAACUUUCAGAAGAAUGAAACUUGGACCGAUGUGACGGAUGUCACUUCAUUGGAUGUACUCCUGACAAAUCUCAUAAAGGGAAAUCUGCUUCCCUCUGCUCUACUUUGGAUCACCUCCCGACCAGCUGCAGCCAGCCAGAUUCCACCCGAUUGUGUUGACCUUGUCACAGAGAUCCAGGGGUUCAAUGACACACAGAAGGAGGAGUACUUCAGGAACAGGUUCAAUGAUGAGAGUUUUGCAAGCAGAAUAAUUUCUCACAUUGAAUCAUCAAGGAGCCUCCACAUCAUGUGCCACAUACCCGUGUUUUGCUGGAUCACUGCUUGUGUUCUUGUGGUGAUUCUUGGCUCUACAGGAGGACGGCAGCUUCCAAAAACGUUGACAGAGAUGUACACAUAUUUCCUGAUUUUCCAAAUAAAACAGGCCAGUCAAAAGUUUGAUAAUGUGCAUGAACUUGAGCCACAAUGGAACAGGAAUCUUAUCCUUGCUCUUGGAAAGCUAGCCUACGAACAGUUGGAGAAGGGAAAUCUGAUCUUCUAUGAAGAGGACCUGGAACAAUGUGGAAUUGAUAUCAAAGAAGCAGCAGUGCACUCUGGUGUCUGCACCCAGAUCUUCCGACAGGAAUCUGGAAUUUUUCAAGCAACAGUGUUCUGCUUUAUCCACCUGAGUAUCCAGGAGUAUCUUGCAGCUCUGUAUGUGUUUCUGAUAAUGGCAACUGAAAGGAAGAAUGUGAUCUCCACUCACAAACUUGAACAAUCCAUGACUAUUUUACACAAGAGUGCUGUGGUCAAAGCACUGGAGUAUAAAGAUGGGCGCUUUGACCUCUUCCUCCGGUUCCUUCUUGGUCUUUCUCUGGAGUCCAACCAGACUCUCCUGCAUGGCCUUCUGAAGAGAGGAGAGAGACAUAUUGGCAAUGCUGAAACAAUCAGUUACAUUAAGGACAAGAUCAGGGACAUCCCUUCAUCAGAGAGAGUGAUCAAUCUCUUCCACUGCCUGAAUGAACUGAACGACCACUCUUUAGUGGAGGAGAUCCAGAGCUUCCUGAGUGGAGGGACACUUUCUGAAGCCCAGCUCUCACCUGGCCAGUGGGCAGCUCUAGUGUUUGUGCUGCUGACGUCAGACCAGAAGCUGGAUGUGUUUGACCUGAAGAAAUAUGUCAGGUCUGAUGAAGGUCUCCGGAGACUGAAGCCAGUAGUGAGGGAAUCCGAAGCAAUUCUGCUUGAUAGCUGUGGGCUCAGUGAAAUGAGCUGUGAAACGAUGGCAUCUGUCCUCUGCAAAGCAUCAAAAGUGAAGAAACUGGAUCUCAGCCACAACAGUAUUGGAGAUAUUGGAAUCGAAAAACUUUGUAGUGGGCUGAAGAACUCAAACUGUGCAUUGAAGUCACUCCAGCUGGAGGACUGUGGUGUAACAGGCAAAGGAUAUGCUGCUCUCGCCUCAGCUCUCCAAUCAAACCCUUCACACUUGGAGGAACUGGACCUGAGAGGAAACGACUCUGGAGACUCUGGAGUAAAGCUGCUUUCAGAAUUACUGCAGGAUUCUGCCUGUAAACUUCAGAAACUGAGGCUUGAGUCCUGCAGUAUAACAGAAGAGGGCUGUGCUGCUCUGACUUCAUCUCUGGCAACAAACCCCUCACACCUGACACGUCUGAAUCUGAAUAAGAAUACACUUGGAGACUCUGGAGUGAAGCAGAUCUCUGCUCUACUCAGAAACACAGACUGUAAACUACAGAAGCUGUGGCUUGGUGGCUGCAGUAUAACAGAAGAGGGCUGUGCUACUCUGACUUCAGCUCUGGCAACAAACCCCUCACACCUGACACAUAUGAAACUGGAUGAUAAUAAACUUGGAGACUCAGGAGUGAAGCAGAUCUCUACUCUACUCAGCAAUCCAGACUGUAAACUACAGCAGCUGGGGCUUAGGAACUGCAGUAUUACAGAAGAGGGAUGUGCUGCUCUGAGUUCAGCGCUGAUUUCAACCCCCUCACACCUGACAGUGCUGGAUCUGAGUAGUAAUAAACUUGGAGACUCUGAAGUGAAGCAGAUCUCUACUCUACUCAGGAAUCCAGACUGUAAACUACAGAUACUGUGGCUUCAGUGCUGCAGUAUUACAGAAGAGAGAUGUGCUGCUCUGACUUCAGCGCUGAUUUCAAACCCCUCACACCUGACACAGCUGUAUCUGGAUGGUAAUGAACUAGGAGACUCAGGUGUGAAGCAGAUCUCUGCUCUACUCAGCAAUCCAGACUGUAAACUACAAAAACUAAGCCUUUGGUCUUGCGGUAUAACAGAACUGGGCUGUGCUCAUUUGACAUCAGCUCUGGCAUCAAACCCCUCACACCUGAUAGUGCUGGGUCUGAAUCAUAAUAAACUAGGAGACUCAGCAGUCAAGCAGAUCUCUGCUCUGGUGGAAGACCCAAACUACAGACUUGAGAAAGUAGAUUUGGAAAACACUGGGAAAUAGCCUCUAACUGCAGAUGGGGUCACCGGCGGGCCUAUUCACUAUUUGCUGAAAAUACUCAACAUCAUAACAACAUUGCUAUGACAUUACAGAGAACCUUUAGUAACAAAUUAAGUUAUAGCCAUUACAAUUUUGGUGACAGUAAGGUUAUAACAUACAGUAGGCUCUGGUGACAGUAAAGUUAUAACAUAGGCUCUGGUGACAGUAAGGUUAUAACAUAGGCUCUGGUGACAGUAAGGUUAUAACAUACAGUAGGCUCUGGUGACAGUAAGGUUAUAACAUGGGCUCUGGUGACAGUAAGGUUAUAACAUGGGCUCUGGUGACAGUAAGGUUAUAACAUAGGCUCUGGUGACAGUAAGGUUAUAACAUACAGUAGGCUCUGGUGACAGUAAGGUUAUAACAUAGGCUCUGGUGACAGUAAGGUUAUAACAUAGGCUCUGGUGACAGUAAGGUUAUAACAUAGACUCUGUGCUAAGGGGUUAAUUCAGAUCCAGGGGAACCACUGUCAUGCCAAAACCAAAACAGACUUCAUAUAUAUAUAUAUAUUGUAAUAAUGUAAUGUAUAUAUUUUCAUGUGACUGUAAUCACUGUAGUAUGCUUGUCCCUCUCUGUUUAUUAGAGUGAACGAAUAAAUAAAU